GUAGCAAAAAGAAAAAAAAGCUAUACGGAAGUGCGCGCAAAAAUAGAUCGAAAAGGGAAGCGAAUUUCCUUUACAGAGAAUAUUGGAUUAAGGGUACGUAACAAAAAAAGAAAAGAAAAAAAGCGAGGAAUAAUGUAACGAAGGGUGGCCCUCGCCGUCAGCCCUCUCCGUUCUCAUAGGACUUCGUUGUAAAACCUGCAAUCAAGUCCCUCCCCCCCCCGCGAGUUUAUACGACAAAAACUACGCGAGCAUCGAUUCUAAAUAUACAUUGCAUUUUCUGCGUAUUUCGCUGACGCGGCCUUUCAUCGAGAGACCCAGCCCUUUCAAUAAUUCGCGCGGCGUUUACCGCAAAGUUUCUCACGGGGAUGAAAGGGGUGAUGCUAGAUCGACUCGAUAGUUCUUUAUCUCACGGUCGGAUUAAAUAUGAAAAUCGCUGAGCGCGCUUCUCAAAGUCGCGAGCAUAAGCGCCGGUUAAAUAAUUGAUUCGCGACGCGCAAUCGCGGUAAGCACAAUUCCUCUCAUUCGGUUGCUUCUCCUCGACAAGUCAAGAUCUAGCCGUUGGCUAUAGACAGGUGUCUAUAGACUGUCUAUAGACACUUGUAUCUCUAGACAGUCCGAGUCGAAACGGCAGUCAAAACCAUCGAGAUUCUUGCGAUUCUUGAGAUAUACGGAUGUAUCGCACGCGAUUGUCCUUAUUUCGGGCUGUCCGAAAAGUGCUAGAAAGGGCCUCAAGAUCUCAGUAAUUAUUUAUUGACAACCACCGUUCCCAGUAUCGUAAAAAUACUAUUAGUCUUUAGCAAAGAUGAUCAACAAAUGGAUAUACUCGCUACUGCUGCAAGAAAAUUAGGAUGGAGCGUGUCAAUAGCGAAAGAUGCGGACAAAGCGAUAGAACUUUUUCAAAAUCGUGCUCACGAAUUAGUAAUUAUUGAUCAUAGAGGACAUCACGCAGCUGAAGGCGAUGUUAUUUGUAGAGCAAUCAGAUCAAGUCCGAUUUAUCACAAUUCUAUCAUAAUAGCACUCGUGAAAAAAUCAUAUUUCAUGCUCGAUGAGAAAGACCAUAUUGUGGCACUAAACUUGUUAGAAACAGGCUUUAGUAGAGCACUAAUGGAAUGUUCACAUGAAGGUAUAUUAAUAAACGAAUUAGUAGGAAUAUAUACUAGCUCAUUAUUACCGAGAACACAACUCUCAGCAGCACAUGCAUUGUAUUUGGCACUUGAUAGAUGUCGGGAUAUGGUGCAUGUGACUAAUGAUAAAAACAUUAUACAGUUUCUAAAUAAAAUCAGCGAAAAAUUAUUAGGAUAUAAAACAGAGGAAAUGAUGGGGAGAAAUCUCUCGGAAAUAAUCUAUUACGAAAAUUUUCCUCUGAUGGAGCAGCAAUUGAGCAAAGGCCGGGAAUUCGAAGGAAAUAUGAAUUGCAGAAGGAAAAACAAUCAAAUGAUUACGAUUAGUUGCAGGAUAAUUCCAUUUUGUACUACGUUAAAAAAACCGACUCAUUAUAUAUACGUAUAUGAUACUACGUAUCUGUCGGACAACUCAGCAUCGAUAAGCCCUGUUGGUAGCCCAUCGCAUCCUUCGUUCAGACCAAGCGUAUUGUAUACAAAUACGCGGAAACCUUCGGAAAAAUCUGGUGAAGGCCGCAGACGAUCUAGCUUGCAAAAAUUACAUAGCUUGCAACUAGAAGCUCCUAUCACUAAAGUCAUUACGCUACUUUCAAAUGCAGUCACUGAUACUAAUCCGGAAACAGCGGCACAGAUUGAUAAAGCAAUCAAUAUCUUAAAGACGACGGAACUUUACGUGCCACAUCUUAAGGAAGAUAAAGGGAUAUACAGUGAUCCAGUUGCGUCGGAUCUCGUUGGCGCGUUACUUGCUCCGCGCACAGCAUGGGAAUCUAGAAGGUCGUCAUCAGAUUCCGCGAGAUUAUCCACUAUCAAAGCUAUCACGAGUCCGGUUAAUUCGCGUGUACAGAUGAAGAAUUUCCGGGGGCCGCAAGAAAUUGCAGAGAUACUUGAUAAUAGUCUCGACUGGGGCUUUGAGAUAUUUAAGCUUGAAGUACUGACGGAGAAGAGGCCGCUCGUUUUUUUGGGAUUGACAAUUAUGAAUUUGUAUCAAGUGCCCGCGAAAUUAAAUUGCGACGAGAGAACUCUGCAAAAUUGGCUAGCCAUCAUUGAACAUAACUAUAAUGCGGACAAUAGCUAUCAUAAUUCAACGCAUGCGGCUGACGUUUUGCAAGCGACUGCGAGAUUCAUGCAAUCGAAGAGACUCAAGGAAGUUUUGGAGCCUUUAGAUGAAGUUGCUGCCUUAGUCGCCGCAGCUGCACACGAUAUUGAUCAUCCUGGACGGUCCAGUCAAUUUCUUUGCAACGCCAAUAAUCGAUUGGCAAUACUCUACAAUGAUCUGUCAGUUCUCGAAUCACAUCAUGCAGCCUUAACAUUUAAACUGUCAUUAUCCGACGAUAGUGUAAAUAUCUUUAAGAAUCUGGAGCAAGACGUAUACAAACUGUUGCGACAAAAUGUCAUUGACAUGAUUCUGGCGACCGAAAUGACAAAGCAUUUCGAACAUCUGGCGAAGUUCAUGAAUGUCUGCAGCGCGAGAAUCGGUGACGGACAAGAGAGUUAUUCAGAUUGUCUAGAUAUGUCUGUAAUAUUGCAACCAGACAACGUAAUAUUGGUUAAAAGAAUGAUGAUCAAAUGCGCAGACGUAUCAAAUCCAACGCGGCCAUUAAAGUGUUGCGUCGAAUGGGCGAGACGAAUCGCCGAAGAAUAUUUUAGUCAGACUGAUGAAGAGAAAAGAUUAAAGAUGCCAGUCGUAAUGCCGAUGUUCGAUAGAUUAACGUGCUCAAUACCAAAAUCGCAAAUCGGUUUCGUCGAUUAUAUCAUUAACGAUAUGAUCGAAGCUUGGGAUGUGUUUAUUGACAUGCCAGAGAUGGUGGGUUACAUGCGACACAACUACGAGAAGUGGAAAGAGUAUAAUGAACAGGGUAUAUCUACUUUGCAGGAUGUGGAAAAGCUACAACAACAUCCCGAUAUGCAAAUACUGUGAUCAUCUUAAUGGAAAGCACAUCGUUUUGUUUUGCAUUUCAUUAUAUUUAUGCUACGAUUAUCGCAAAAAACAUAUGUAUAGCAUUUACAUAUUUAAAGAUAGAACAGUGACGUCAUAUACGUUAUACGCUUUCAAAUAAUUUCUACGAAAACAUGUGUAAUUCCGUAUUUCUCAGACGUGUCUCUCACCUUAACAUUUUCCUUAUUUAUAUAUAACUCCAUUUUCUUCAAUGACACUUGCGCUAUUUUAAACAUACAUGAAGCACAUUAGUAAGAUAUGUAUAGUAUAAGAAAAGAAAUACCUUUGCAUAUAGCUUCCGCGACUGUGUUACGUCGAAUAAGAUCUUUGUUGCGUUUGAUGCAUGCUGGUCAUUACAUUGUACAUCUAGGAGCAGCUAGCAAAUAAAUAAGAAUUUUCAAUGA
This is a messenger RNA of Camponotus floridanus (Florida carpenter ant), 3461 nucleotides long. It is a transcript of the gene Pde8, whose product is annotated as high affinity cAMP-specific and IBMX-insensitive 3',5'-cyclic phosphodiesterase 8. The transcript is spliced from 18 exons. The record is from RefSeq and is a predicted model, not a curated record. The coding region runs from base 814 to 3039 and encodes 741 amino acids. Gene Ontology annotation, biological process: positive regulation of ERK1 and ERK2 cascade; signal transduction. Gene Ontology annotation, molecular function: 3',5'-cyclic-nucleotide phosphodiesterase activity. Lineage: Eukaryota; Metazoa; Arthropoda; Insecta; Hymenoptera; Formicidae.